Abrus precatorius (Indian licorice) is the source of this 2251-nucleotide messenger RNA. Its product is annotated as probable serine/threonine-protein kinase At1g01540. Gene Ontology annotation, molecular function: ATP binding; protein kinase activity. NCBI's taxonomy places the organism in Eukaryota, Viridiplantae, Streptophyta, Magnoliopsida, Fabales, Fabaceae. The record is from RefSeq and is a predicted model, not a curated record. The transcript has 7 exons. The coding region runs from base 539 to 2032 and encodes 497 amino acids. Gene Ontology annotation, biological process: protein phosphorylation.
CAAAACAAAACAGGUCAUAGACACAACACAACAUGCAAACACUCCUCGCUGGCCUCACCAAUCUAAACCCCUCUCUCUCUCUCACACACUUCUCAUAGUUCUACUUUCUCUGUUCAACUCACUUUCUUACUAUCCCACAUUUUCUUUUCUUUCUCUCUUCUUCAACUUCAUUCAAAACUUUGAUCUUUUCUCUCUUCAUAGCAUCUCCACCUUCUAACAAGCGCCGGAAAACCCUACACUCUUUUCUAAAAUUUACCGGCGAAACAGAUGCGACCCUCUUUCUAGAACCUCACGGCGAGUCUCCUUCGCCGGAAACAAGUUCGCUCUUUUCUGAAGAAUCCGGCCAAACCAGCACGACCCAGUUUCUAGAACCUCGCCGUGAGACCCUUAUUCGCCGGAAAAUUCACUCUUUUCUUACAUUUCCGGCGAAACCAAUGCGACCCAGUUUCUAGAUCCUCUCGAGAGAGUCUCACUGGCCGGAAAAGUUUGCUCCGUUACGUUUUUACCGGCGAUCUAUUAACCUCUUCGCCCUGCAACAAUGUCACUCUUCGAUGGAGCUUUCAUGAACACGCAACUCUCGAAGCACACUUCAAUCUUCGGUCUCCGUCUCUGGGUUGUGAUCGGAAUCCUCAUCGGAGUUUUCAUCGUAUUCACUCUCUUCCUCCUCUCUCUCUGCCUCGUCUCUCGCCGGCAGAGCCGGCGCUCCGGCGCAGGCGACUACAAGGUCGCCGGAGACCCUGAUGUGUCAAAGGAAAUCCACACGAUUGUGCACCUUCCCGGACCCCACAUGCUCCUGCCACCUGCGCCGGCGAAGGUGCCGGAGAUCCACGUGGACAUGGGGAAGACGGAGCACAGGGUGGUGGUGCAGUGUGAUCGGGUUUCAAGUGAAGAGAGUAAAGGAACGGUGGGUAGUGGGUGUGAAACGACGUCGUCCUUUGGGAGUGUUAGUGUUGGUGGGAUUGGACCUGAAGUUUCACAUCUUGGGUGGGGAAGAUGGUACACUCUGAGAGAACUUGAAGAUGCCACAGGUGGGUUGCGUCCUGAAAAUGUGAUUGGCGAAGGUGGCUAUGGUAUUGUUUAUCAAGGUCUCCUCACUGAUGGUACCAAAGUUGCUGUUAAGAAUCUCCUGAAUAACAAGGGCCAAGCUGAGAGAGAAUUUAAAGUAGAGGUAGAAGCAAUUGGUCGAGUGCGACACAAAAAUCUUGUUAGGUUGCUUGGUUACUGUGUUGAGGGGGCCUACAGGAUGCUUGUGUAUGAAUAUGUAGACAAUGGCAAUCUAGAACAAUGGUUGCAUGGAGAUGUUGGAGCUGUAAGCCCUCUGACGUGGAAUAUACGCAUGAACAUUAUAUUGGGAACAGCCAGAGGAUUGGCGUAUCUUCAUGAGGGUCUUGAACCCAAAGUUGUCCACCGCGAUGUGAAAUCAAGCAAUAUACUACUUGAUCGCCAAUGGAACUCCAAGGUUUCUGAUUUUGGGCUUGCUAAGCUUUUGUGUUCUGAGAAUAGUUAUGUCACAACUCGAGUGAUGGGGACAUUUGGUUAUGUUGCACCAGAAUAUGCCUGCACUGGAAUGCUGACUGAGAAGAGUGAUAUUUAUAGCUUUGGAAUACUUAUCAUGGAGAUAAUUACUGGGAGAAGUCCUGUUGAUUAUAGUAGACCACAAGGAGAGGUUAAUUUGAUAGAUUGGUUGAAGACUAUGGUUGGGAAUCGAAAAUCUGAGGAAGUAGUUGAUCCUAAGCUACCUGAGAUGCCAUCUUCUAAGGCUCUUAAACGUGCUCUAUUAAUUGCUCUCCGGUGUGUUGAUCCUGAUGCAACAAAAAGGCCAAAAAUGGGACAAGUGAUCCACAUGCUUGAGGCAGAUGACCUGUUAUUCCAUACUGAAUCCAGAACUGGGGGAGAGUCAUCCCGUUCUCAUCAUGAUUAUCAACAAGACCAUAAGGACUCAAAUUUAGAUAAGAGAACAGAUGGAGGGAUCGUUGAUCAAAGUGAAGAUGGUAGUUUUAGAAACCAUCAUCAGCCCACUAGAUGGAGAUGAUAACAGACUGAUAAUUAAAUAGAAUUAUGAGCUUAUUUUUUUGGUCUUUUGUAGUUUGCCAAUUUUUAUUUCUAGUUCAAUUUAAAAAAUGAAGGUUGUAUCCUUUUUUUUAGUUACAUAAUUUUCUACUGCUGUUAUCAACCCCAAGUUGGGAUUCAUAUUCAUGUGUAUACUCUGAUUCGUUAUUAUGAAAAUAAAAAUAUUUAUGACUAUCUGUUC